Molecule: messenger RNA, 516 nt
Organism: Ilex paraguariensis (yerba mate)
Lineage: Eukaryota; Viridiplantae; Streptophyta; Magnoliopsida; Aquifoliales; Aquifoliaceae
Source: the annotation of a GenBank genome assembly
AUGGAGGUGGUAUCUCGGUUGCCAGAGGUAACCUUCGAGUCGGGGACAUAUCUAGGAUUUGGGUUUGAGGGAGACAACUUUAAAAAUAUUAACCCAAAAAGGUUUUUUAUAGACAAAAUCCCCAUCCGGGUAUUCAAGAACAACAGAGAUAGCAGAGUUGGAUACAUCACACAACCAAUGCAACUAAAGGCAAGCAUAUGGGAUGGAGAUAGUUGGGCGACAGACGGUGGCAAAACUAAAAUUAAUUGGACUCACGCACCAUUCCAAGCUGAGUUCCGAAGCUUUGGCAUUGAUGGAUGCCCCUCUUACCUUGGCACAGGACAUUGCUAUUCUUCCAAGCUCUGGUGGAAUAGAGAUCGAGGUUCCGAACGCCUCCCCCGGAAUGCCCACAGUGAUGGCAGCCCCAAACUUUCUUCAAGCUACAUUAAGAUAUUGUAUCAAGGCUCAACACCAUAUAUAGCUCAAUAUAUUCUUACUGGAACCUUAAUGCAUCUGCUAGAUAUUGAUGAUGACUGA